This is a messenger RNA of Saimiri boliviensis boliviensis (Bolivian squirrel monkey), 2231 nucleotides long. RefSeq names its product angiotensinogen (gene AGT). Gene Ontology annotation, biological process: regulation of apoptotic process; regulation of systemic arterial blood pressure by renin-angiotensin. Gene Ontology annotation, molecular function: serine-type endopeptidase inhibitor activity. Lineage: Eukaryota; Metazoa; Chordata; Mammalia; Primates; Cebidae. The record is from RefSeq and is a predicted model, not a curated record.
CUGUGGUCUGGCCAAAUGAUGUGACCUCCCCUCCAGCCUGUGCACAGACAGCUUGGGAACGGCUCCAUUCCCACCCCUCAGAUAUAAAUAGGACCUCGUGGCCCGGCCAGGGGAAGAAGCUGCCCUUGUUCCGGAGACUACAGCAGAAGGGUAUGCAGAAGCGAGGGCCCCAGUCUGAGAUGCCUCCUGCCAGCGUGAGCCUGAGGGUCACCAUCCUCUGCCUCCUGGCCUGGGCUGGCCUGGUCGCAGGUGACCGGGUGUACGUACACCCCUUCCACCUCGUCAUCCACAAUGAGAGUACCUGUGAGGAGCUGGCGAAGGCCAGUGCAGGGAAGCCCGAAGAGCCCACCUUCACACCUGCUCCGAUCCAGGCCAAGUCGCAUCCUGUGGAUGAGAAGGCCCUGCAGGACCAGCUUGUGCUCGCUGCUGCAAAACUCGACGCUGAAGACAAGUUGAGGGCCGCGACGGUCGGGAUGCUGGCCAACUUCCUGAGCUUCCACAUAUACAGCAUGCACAGUGAGCUGUGGGGCGUGGUCCAAGGGGCCACCGUCCUCUCCCCGAUGGCUGUCUUUGGCACUCUGGCCUCUCUCUACCUGGGAGCCUCCAACCGCACAGCCUACAGGCUACAGGCAAUCCUGGGCGUCCCUUGGAAGGACGAGACCUGCACUUCCCGGCUGGAUGCGCACAAGGUCCUCUCUGCCCUGCAGGCCAUCCAGGGCCUGCUGGUGGCCCAGGACAGCGCUGAGGGCCAGACCCAGCUGCUGCUGUCCACAGUGGUGGGCCUCUUCACAGCCCCAGGCCUGCACCUGAAGCAGCCGUUUGUGCAGGGCCUGGCUCUCUAUGCUCCCGUGGUCCUCCCACGCUCUCUGGACUUCUCCACAGACCUGGAUGUCGCUGCCGAGAAGAUCGACAGGUUCAUGCAGGCCGUGACAGGGUGGAAGGUCAGCAGCCCCCUGACGGGAGCCAGCGCGGACAGCAACCUGGUUUUCAACACCUACGUCCACUUCCAAGGGAAGAUGAAGGGCUUCUCCCUGCUGGCCGAGCCCCAGGAGUUCUGGGUGGACAACAGCACCUCAGUGUCUGUCCCCAUGCUCUCUGGCACGGGCACCUUCCAGCACUGGAGCGAUGCCCAGGACAAAUUCUCAGUGACUCAAGUGCCCUUCACGGAGAGUGCCUGCCUGCUGCUGAUCCAGCCUCACUACGCCUCUGACCUGGACAAGGUGGAGGCCCUCACCUUCCAGCAGAACUCCCUCAACUGGAUGAAUAAACUGUCUCCCCGGGCCAUCCACCUGACCAUGCCCCGGCUGGUGCUGCGAGGAUCUUAUGACCUGCAGGACCUGCUUGCCCAGGCUGAGCUGCCCACCAUUCUGGGCACCGAGCUGAACCUGCAAAAAAUGAGCAACGACAACCUCAGGGUGGGAAAGGUGCUGAACAGCAUUUUGUUUGAACUGGAAGCGGAUAAGAAAGAGCCCACAGAGUCUCCCCAACAGCCUAAGGGGCCUGAGGUCUUGGAGUUGACCCUGAACCACCCAUUCCUGUUUGCUGUAUAUGAUCAAGAUGCCACUGCCCUGUACUUCCUGGGCCGUGUGGCCAACCCACUGACCACAGCGUGAGGCCAGGGCCCAGAACAUGGUGCCUGCCCGGCAAGGCCUCUGCCCUUGGCCUUUGAGGCAAAGACCAGCAGUGGAUAGCAACCCUGGACAAAUCAGCCAUUUGUCACCCCCAAUCUUCCACCUUUUCUUCUAAUGAGUUGACUUUGAGCUGGAAAGCUGCCGUUUCUCCUUGGUCUAAGUGGUGCUGCGUGGAGUGGACAGCAGAAGGCUGCAGUGGCACAAACCCGCCUCCUCCCAGGUUGCUGGGUUUAUUUUAGAGAAUGGGGGUGGGGAGGCAAGAACCGAUGUUUAGCGCAGGACUGCUGUUCCAAAAAAAAUUCAACCCGACCAACUUGUUUGUGAAACCAGAAAGCGUUCCCUUUUAAAGCAGAGAACAAAAAUUGGGUUUGGACAUUAAAGGAUGCAUUAUGCUUUUGCAUGGCCUUCGGUUCAUAUUUAGCGUCUUGAAUGUAAGAACAUGACCUUUGUGUAGUGUACACCAUACCUUGGUUUUCCCCACAGAUGUUUGUGAUUUUUGAGCAACACACGAAAGAUGCAGGCAUCUGAAUUUCUGUUUGAAUGCAGAACCGUGGCCGGCUAGUUCUCCCUUGUGUUAUAAUAAAUGUCUUACAACAGUAA